Homarus americanus (American lobster) is the source of this 2544-nucleotide messenger RNA. Its product is annotated as intraflagellar transport protein 74 homolog. The transcript is spliced from 14 exons. NCBI's taxonomy places the organism in Eukaryota, Metazoa, Arthropoda, Malacostraca, Decapoda, Nephropidae. Gene Ontology annotation, cellular component: intraciliary transport particle B; centrosome; cilium. The coding region runs from base 323 to 2302 and encodes 659 amino acids. Gene Ontology annotation, biological process: intraciliary transport involved in cilium assembly; cilium assembly. The record is from RefSeq and is a predicted model, not a curated record. Gene Ontology annotation, molecular function: beta-tubulin binding.
UUAUAUCUUUGGUUAUGUACAUAUAGAACAAAGACAAUAACGAAAUUAGUAUUCAUCUGAUAAUGAAUGAUAAAUAGGACCUUUAAGAAGGUCGUACACAUACCUAAGACAAUUCGUCCCUCUUAAUGCUCUCCAAAAGUGAGGUACUUCCUCGUUUGCAGUACUAUCUGGUCCUCAAUAUGUGCAAGAGACUAUCAAUCGAUAAAGAACGUCCAGAAUAGGGCCUCUAGACUGGUGUCUCAGCACUACGACACUUCAGGAGCCAGCAGAGGCCGGAGACAAGACUACAGAGGAGAAGGAGCAACAGGAAGCCUCCAUAGAAAUGAUGGAGGAGGGACCAGUUAACCGUGGUGCCAUACCAUCAACUUUUGACCAGCGGCCUGUCACCUCAGGAAGUGCUGAUCGACCCUUGACAAGAGGAGCAGUUGGAAUGGAUAUUGCUACUCCUAGAUCUGGCAUGAGUAUGGAAAGACCUGACACCCGCCAAACUACCUCGUAUGGGGAACGUCCAGUGACACGACAGGGGGAUGGAAAUAGUAGACCUACAACAUCAGGUCGGCCUAUCACAGCUCGUCCUGUGAGUGCUGCUCUUCGAGGCGCACCAGGGACAGCUUCCAGACUCCUGUCAACAGCAAACAUGCAGCGCCCUGGAACAAGAACUGGUGUAGCUACUGGCAUAGGCUUUAACACCCCAAUAAAUGUUGUGGAUCGACCAAUCACUCAGCAAGGACUAACUGGCAUGAAGACAGGAUCAAGAGGACCACAGAGGCAGGUACGAGACAAGAGUUAUUUUAUGGGUCUUCUUCGAACAAAAAUCACUGAACUGGGCACUGAAGUGAGUCAUCUGAGUGGAGAGAUUGACUCAAUGAAACAAGAGCAAUCAACCUUCUUGACUUAUGACAAGAGAGUGAAGGAGAUGGCACACGAACUCACUGAGAUGCAAGGGAACUUAGCUGACUACAACCUGCUGGUGGACCUAAUAAACACAGAUACUGAACGGGUUGAGAUAGAUGACGAGACUCGGGAAUUUAAAGAAUCCAAUCAGCAUGAGGCAGAAAACUUGGAAACACUAUUUAGUCAUAAGCAGGAUUUGGAGUCUUUGAUGAGACAACUGGAAGCAGAAAUUGAGGAGGAGCGGCAUGUGGGAGAGACCGUUGUGGAGGCCAUGCACCCAGAGCUUCGUCAUAAGUACCUUGAUCUGCGGAAUUUGAACACCAGUCUCCUGCAACACCUUGAUAUGAUGCAACACCAGUUAGAUGCAUCUGAUAACCGCAAAGCUACACUAGAAGAUGAACUUUCUACAUCAAAGGUGAAGCAGGAAGCUGUUGGCUUGUAUGAGAAACUUCAGGAGUUGGAAGAGAAAAGAGCAGAGAUCAUUGCUGAGAACCAGAAGAGGGGAACUCCAAAGGAAGAGAGAGAGAGACUUUUGCUCCAGUUGAAGGAGGACAAUGCAGAAAUUGCCACAAUGGAGCGUCAGUUAAAUGAAGUCCACGAGCAAAUGAAGCGGUGUCAUGAAGAGGUCCAACUACUAGAUCAGGAGUUAGAAGAAAAUCAGAGUGAGAGAAGUCAGAAGUACCGUGAACUGCGGAAGCGGGAAGAAACAAUGGAACAAUUCCUGACAACUUUUGAGCAGAAUAAACAGGAGGAACUCAGUCGAUUAGAAAUUCUGGAAAAUAAUAAUGUUGCUCUUCUCGAAAAACUAUCUCGUCAUCUUGCCCACUUUAAACAUCUACCAAGUACUCAGGACUUUGAUGUGAUGCGUACUGAUCUGGCUUUUAAAGAAGGAGAGCUGGAGAAGUCUCGUUAUACAGAACAAGGCUUGAAGCAUGAGAAUUUAAAUCUUCAGACCAACUUGCAAAAGAUAGAUGCUUUGGAAACUAAAGUACAAAAAGAGAUGGUGGAACUAAAAGAAAAAUUAGGUCGGAUGGAAAAAGAAAUAUUAGAAUUCUCAGAUCUAGAUGGUUUGAGAACACGAGCUGAGGAGAAGAGGAAGAAACUGGCUCAGGAGAGGGAAGACCUAGAAGCCAGAAAAGUGUGUAUUUCUCAGAGUCUGCAGGAGAUUAACAGUACCAUUUCUUCAACUAAGAACCAGCUUCAUGAAAAUGAAACAUACACCCAACUUACAAACCUGGAGAAGAAGUGGGCUCACCUGGAACAAACCAAUUUUACUCUCCGGGAGUUCAUUGCACAGAGGAAAGCUGAAUCUAACUUUUUACCAUUUAAAAAUCAAGCCAUGAAACUUGUUCAAGAAUAUAAUAGAUCCCUACAAGAAGUGGUGCAGAGUGGAGGUAACAUCAUGUGAAUUUCUGAAUUUAUAUAACAUUUUCCUGUAUUUAAGUUCACCUGUAAAGCCUUCACUAAAGAUUUUCAUAGAAAACACUAGUUUGUCAGUUUUGUUUGAUGUUUUUCUUUGUAUACAGUAAUAUAUGACAUACAAUAUAUGCAACAAACAUGUAUAGUUAUUAUAUCCACUGUACUGUAUCUCAACAAAUACUGUUCAAGAUGUCCAGCAUAAUAAAAAAUGAAUAACAAUGUGAAAACUUA